Molecule: messenger RNA, 1873 nt
Organism: Arabidopsis arenosa
Lineage: Eukaryota; Viridiplantae; Streptophyta; Magnoliopsida; Brassicales; Brassicaceae
Source: the annotation of a GenBank genome assembly
GAAGAAACGCUUUGAGCAGAAGAAUUGUCCAUGGUGCUCACCGUUCUCGGACCUCUCGCCGGUCGGAGUUUCGCAAUCACCGCAAAACCCAAUCUUCUACUUCUUCAACCAACCAAUCUCCCUCUUCUCCGUCUCUCACUCCCGCUUUCUCUUCCCCAUUUCUCUUCUUCUUCUUCGUCAUGCCGUCUCCGUUCAUCCAUAGUAUUCGCUGCACAGGAGAGUAACUUGAGUGUAUCGAAUGAAAAUGAAACCAGUGAGUGGCUGAUGCAAGAUUUUUAUACAUUGAGGAAAGAUGUUGAAAUAGCAUCAGCUCGUGUUGAAGAGAUUAGAGCAUCUGCUGGUUUAGAGCAAUUAGAACAAGAGAUUGCUAAUUUGGAAUCAAAAGCUACUGAUACAUCUUUUUGGGAUGAUCGUACUAAAGCUCAAGAAACGUUAUCGGCUUUAAACGAUCUUAAAGAUCGGAUGAGGUUGCUCUCUGAGUUCAAAACCAUGGUUGAAGAUGCGGAAACGAUUGUUAAACUAACGGAAGAGAUGGACUCUACUGAUGUUAGUUUACUUGAAGAAGCAAUGGGAAUCAUUAAAGAGUUGAAUAAAUCUUUGGAUCGAUUUGAGCUAACUCAGCUUUUAUCAGGACCUUAUGACAAAGAAGGUGCUGUUGUCUACAUUACAGCUGGAGCUGGAGGAACAGAUGCACAGGAUUGGGCCGAUAUGCUGCUUAGGAUGUAUAUGAGAUGGGGAGAGAAGCAACGGUACAAGACAAAAGUUGUUGAAAUGUCUAAUGGAGAAGAGGCAGGGAUUAAGUCAGCGACCCUUGAAAUUGAAGGGCGUUAUGCGUAUGGUUACAUUUCAGGGGAGAAAGGAACUCAUAGGAUUGUUCGACAAUCACCAUUCAAUUCGAAAGGCCUUCGACAGACAAGCUUUUCCGGUGUGGAAGUGAUGCCGCUUCUGCCUGAGGAAGCAGUGGGAAUUGAAAUACCAGAGGAGGACCUUGACAUUAGUUUCACGAGGGCGGGUGGAAAAGGAGGACAGAAUGUCAACAAGGUUGAAACUGCUGUUCGAAUUACUCACAUCCCCACUGGUGUUGCUGUCCGUUGCACAGAGGAGAGAAGUCAACUGGCGAACAAGACGAGAGCUCUGAUCAGACUAAAGGCGAAACUGUUGGUGAUUGCGGAGGAGCAACGUGCGACUGAAAUCAAGGAAAUAAGAGGAGAUGCAGUGAAAGCUGAAUGGGGACAGCAGAUCAGGAACUACGUGUUUCAUCCGUACAAACUGGUUAAAGAUGUCCGAACAGGUCAUGAAACUUCUGAUAUCACAUCUGUAAUGGAUGGUGACUUGGACCCUUUCAUCAAAGCUUACCUUAAGCAUAAGUACACCUUAGCCAUGGCUUCUGCUCAUAAUCUUGAAUUCCAGCUGAUAAGCUUUAAUGUGAGACUAACAGGGGUUCAGACCCUUAUCCAUGUUGUCAACAUGUCCAAGGAUCCAGCAACGUUUAUUCAGGGUGCAAUGCCUGAUAUCAUUGGGAAUACAAAGGAAGAAUUCUUCGCAUCAAAACUCGAAAUGUCGACGAGAAUUGCUCAAGCUCAAGCUCUAAGGCUAAUCCCUUUGUCGGUGCAAGUGAAGUUAAACCUUUCUCUACUUGAAGAUAUCAAUGAUGAUUUGGAGUUCUGCUUCAAGGUGGCUAAGGAAUCUAUAAUCAUUUUGCCAGUUGAGCUCGAGCUUCUCAUAGACGGGUUUUCUAGGCUGAAGAACUUUGCCGUGAGAGACACUCCAAGAAGCAGCCAUGGGAAUUGAGAAUCCCUCUCGUUUUUAACAGCCAAAGCAAAUUAGAGGCUUAUUACAUGAUAUUGUUGGCUUAUAAAAUAUUUGCACAAAU